Messenger RNA from Ailuropoda melanoleuca (giant panda), 2942 nucleotides. RefSeq names its product megakaryocyte-associated tyrosine kinase (gene MATK). The transcript is spliced from 12 exons. The coding region runs from base 1220 to 2734 and encodes 504 amino acids. Gene Ontology annotation, molecular function: protein binding; ATP binding; protein tyrosine kinase activity. NCBI's taxonomy places the organism in Eukaryota, Metazoa, Chordata, Mammalia, Carnivora, Ursidae. Gene Ontology annotation, biological process: protein phosphorylation. The record is from RefSeq and is a predicted model, not a curated record.
GGGUGUGGGGGGAACCCCGAGGGCUCCGGGGCGUCCAGGGCGUGCGGUGGAGGGGCCGGUGUGAGCGCGAGUGUGCGCGUCCGGCGUGCGCGGCGGGUACGCGGCUGGGGUAGCGGGUGGUUAGAGGCGAUCGGGCGCAGGGUGGGGGUAUUUUUCUGGGUGCGAGUGUGCGCGUCUGCAAGCUCCCGGGUGUGUGUAUCCGCGCGUCCACGUGGAGAGAUGUUCGCGUGUGGCCGAGAUGCGUGUGCGCGGCCCUGCGUGUAGCUCUGUGUGCCCUGGUGGCCCAGUGUCUGGCGCCCAGCGUCUGGCGCCCAGGUGUUCAAGUGUGGGUCUGUGUGUGUGUUGGGGGGGGCAGGUACACACAUUUCUGGACGUCUGAUAGUCUAUCUGUGUGUACGCGUGUAGAAGUGAACACACCUGUCUCCAGGUGAACGUGCUUUUGCUUGCAUAUCCGCGUGCCUGUGGGUACCUGUGUCCACCUGUGUCCAAGCCCCAUGUGUUUCUGUGUGUGCUUGUGUGUACGUGGAUCAGUAUGCGUGUGAGUACACGUGGGGCUGGGGAUUUAUGGGGGGCAAUACUGGAGGGGCUGAGGCUCAUCCCCCCAACUGUCCCCACUGCCCAGCCACCUGCUGUGGGGUCUAAGGAGGAGAAAAGGGGUGGAAAAGCCCCUUCCCCAGCAGCAGUAAGAGACCGCAUGUCUGUCCUAGGUUGGCGUUGGGACUGGGGGGCAUCAGAGAGGCUCACCUGAUGGCCAGAGGAGCCCAGCAGGGCUGCAUGCCCCUUCCCCCCACCCCCUCCCGGCCCCACCCUAGGUUCAGAGAUACUUGGGAAUGACCUUGAAUCAUCCUCUGUUUCCUUGCCCUGCCCCUGUCCACUUACCAGAAAAGAGGAAGGACCAAGCUCAAUUAGGUGGCACCAUGUUCCCCACCCACUGUGUGGCUGCUGGGGCCUGAGCCAGGCGCUUCACCCUUCCCCACCCUAUGGCCACUCGCUCUGUGCCCACCUUGUGCCUUCGUUGCCCUUUCGGGACAGUGGCGGGGCAAGACUGUGGUUUCCUCGCUGAUGCUCCACGGCUGUGUCUCUGAUAAGGAACUCCUUGGUAAAGACCAGCUCCCAAAAGGGGCUUGGGGAGUCACCCCCUGGAACCCCCUGUGGAGAUGCCCUCCGGCUCUUGGGCUCUUGCUUCCACCUUGCCUGGGCGCGAAGUGGUUAGUUAGUAAUGGCCCCGGGCCCCCGCCUGCCUCCAGUCUGGGCUCUCCAGCAGGUCUCCGCCCGUCCCCAGGUGAGGCCUCACUUCCUCUGUGCCUGGCACCCCACGUUCAUCUCAGCCAGGAUGCCAACGAGGCGCUGGGCCCCAGGCACCCAAUGCAUCACCAAGUGCGAACACACGCGCCCCAAGCCGGGAGAGCUGGCCUUCCACAAGGGCGACGUGGUCACCAUCCUGGAGGCCUGUGAGAGCAAGAGCUGGUACCGUGCCAAGCACCAUGCCAGCGGGCAGGAGGGUCUGCUGGCAGCGGGGGCGCUGCGGGAGCGAGAGGCGCUGUCGGCGGACCCCAAGCUCAGCCUCAUGCCGUGGUUCCACGGGAAGAUCUCCGGCCAGGAGGCUGUGCAGCAGCUGCAGCCGCCCGAGGACGGGCUGUUCCUGGUGCGCGAGUCGGCGCGGCACCCCGGCGACUACGUGCUGUGCGUCAGCUUCGGCCGUGACGUCAUCCACUACCGCGUGCUGCACCGCGACGGCCACCUGACCAUCGACGAGGCCGUGUGCUUCUGCAAUCUCAUGGACAUGGUGGAGCACUACAGCAAGGACAAGGGGGCCAUCUGCACGAAGCUAGUGAAACCCAAGAGGAAGCAGGGCACCAAGUCGGCAGAGGAGGAACUGGCCAAAGCUGGCUGGUUACUGAACCUGCAACAUUUGACGCUGGGCGCGCAGAUUGGAGAGGGUGAAUUUGGAGCGGUCCUGCAGGGCGAGUACCUGGGCCAGAAGGUGGCCGUGAAGAACAUCAAGUGUGAUGUGACAGCCCAGGCCUUCCUGGACGAGACAGCGGUGAUGACGAAGAUGCAGCAUAAGAACCUGGUGCGUCUGCUGGGCGUCAUCCUGCACCAGGGGCUGUACAUCGUCAUGGAGCACGUGAGCAAGGGCAACCUGGUGAACUUUCUGCGCACACGAGGCCGGGCCCUCGUGAGUACCCCCCAGCUCCUGCAGUUUUCCUUGCAUGUCGCCGAGGGCAUGGAGUACCUGGAGAACAAGAAGCUGGUACACCGGGACCUUGCCGCCCGCAACAUCCUCAUUUCCGAGGACCUAGUGGCCAAGGUCAGUGACUUCGGCCUGGCCAAAGCCGAGCGGAAGGGGCUGGACUCAAGCCGGCUGCCCGUCAAGUGGACGGCACCCGAGGCUCUCAAACAUGGGAAGUUCUCCAGCAAGUCAGAUGUCUGGAGCUUCGGGGUGCUUCUGUGGGAGGUGUUCUCAUAUGGCCGGGCUCCAUACCCCAAAAUGUCGCUGAAGGAGGUGUCCGAGGCCGUGGAGAAAGGGUACCGCAUGGAGCCCCCUGAGGGCUGCCCGGGCCCCGUCCAUGCCCUCAUGGGGAGCUGCUGGGAGGCUGAGCCUGCCCGCCGGCCGCCCUUCCGAAAACUGGCAGAGAAGCUGGCCCGGGAGCUGCGCAGCACGGACGCCUCGGCCCCGGUGGGGGGCCAGGACAUGGACAGCUCUCCUUUGCCCCGAGGCCAGGAGCCCUGACCCUGCUCAGGGGGGCCUCGGGCCCCAGAGGAGAGAGUGGAGGGCGCAGGGUGGGGGCACAGGCCAGGCCUGAGGAGGGUCAGGGCCGGUGGGCUGCCCACCUGGCUCACAGCAGGGGCAGGCCCUCUCGGGGGCUCCAGGCAGCCGGUGGACACCACAGACCAGGGAGGCGAGCAUCAGCGCCUCCAUAAAGACUGGUUCCAAGGAC